AUGGCGAUGUCGACUUUCAUUCCACAAUACAAUAAAGAGUCCAAGGAUAUUCCACAUAUUCUAUGCUCGAAAAAGGAAAACAUAAUAGCCAAUUUUAAAUGUGCUUACGGGUAUGAACCGGACUUUAUAUCAAGAUCGCCUGGAAGAGUCAAUUUAAUAGGUGAACAUAUCGAUUAUACAGACUUUUCUGUACUUCCACUAUCAAUUGAAGUGGAUAUGAUGUGUGCCAUUAAAAUACAUGAGAAUGAUUCUAGAAAUCCUUCAAUUACAUUGGUCAAUAUUGAUUCUAAGAAAUUUGCAAGACGUAAGUUCGAUUUACCUUUAGAUGGUUCUCUAAUAAACAUUGAUCCAUCGGUUUCAGAUUGGUCCAAUUAUUUUAAAUGUGGAUUGUAUGUGGCAAAUGUAUUCUUAAAACAUAUUCAACCGGAAAGGUUUGAAGAUAAGCCCUUAAAUGGCAUAGAUGUAUUCUGCCAGGGGGAUAUACCCGUCGGCGGGGGUUUAUCAUCUUCUUCCGCAUUCAUCUGCGCCGUUGCUCUUGCCAUAAUAAGGGCAAAUAUGGGUCCAUCUUUCAAGAUGGUAAAAAAUGAUUUAAUACGUAUUACUGUCGUGGCUGAACAUUAUUUAGGUGUGAGCAAUGGUGGGAUGGAUCAAGCUACUUCUGUAUGUGGAGAAGAAGGUCAUGCCCUAUAUGUUGAAUUCAAACCUGUUUUAAAAGCUACUCCUGUCAAGUUCCCCAAUUUGAAGAAGAAUUCCGUACAAUUUAUCAUUGCUAAUACACUUGUAGUUGCAAAUAAAUACGAAACUGCGCCAACAAAUUACAAUUUAAGAGUGGUAGAAGUUACAGUUGCUGCCAACGUUCUAGCUAAGAAGUAUGGAUUAGCACUACAGAAUAGUGAGAACGGUAUUGACAAUAGCAAUGAUAAUGGUGAAGAGACAAAUAUUGAUAAGGGAAAUCUUCGAGAUUUUAUGGACACAUACUAUGAGAGAUAUGAUGAUCAUAAAUGGGACGGGGACAUUGAUGUGGGAAUUAGGAGAUUGACUAAAAUGCUAGAACUUGUGGAAGAGGCUCUUGGGAAAUAUAAAGGUGGUUUCACGGCAGAACAAGCUGCAGGAGCACUAGGAUGCUCGAAAGAAGAAUUUGCCAGAGAAUAUCUAAUGAUAUAUCCUAUUCGUUUCCAAACCUUAAAAUUAUAUGAACGAGCAAAACAUGUAUAUUCUGAGGCGCUAAGAGUGUUGAGAGCAGUUAAGAUAAUGAUUAGUGAUGCCAAUAGUUUUAGUGAUGAUGAAGAAUUUUUCGAAAAAUUUGGAGAAUUAAUGAAUGAAUCUCAAACGUCUUGCGACAAAUCAUAUAAUUGUUCCACGCCUGAAAUCAAUGCCCUCUGUUCAAUUGCACGUGCCAAUGGAGCAUAUGGAUCAAGACUAACGGGUGCCGGUUGGGGUGGUUGUACGGUUCAUCUCGUACCUGGUGGUCCCGAAGGAAAUGUCGAAAGAGUAAGACAAGCAUUGAUCGAUCAAUUUUACAAAGUCAAAUAUCCUGACAUUACGGAAACCGAGUUGAAGGAGGCCAUUAUUGUAUCCAAUUCAGCACCUGGUAGUUGUUUAUACGAACUGUAA
Messenger RNA from Kazachstania africana CBS 2517, 1614 nucleotides. RefSeq lists its product as uncharacterized. Bases 1 to 1614 code for a protein of 537 amino acids. The record is from RefSeq and is a predicted model, not a curated record. Gene Ontology annotation, biological process: carbohydrate phosphorylation; galactose metabolic process. Gene Ontology annotation, cellular component: cytosol; cytoplasm. Gene Ontology annotation, molecular function: ATP binding; galactokinase activity. The transcript has a single exon. Lineage: Eukaryota; Fungi; Ascomycota; Saccharomycetes; Saccharomycetales; Saccharomycetaceae.